AUGGAUAAGCUUAUUCCAACAUUUUCGUUCUUAUUUGUUCUUAUAUUUCUUGCACCAACUAAGGUGGCAAAUGCUGCAACAUCACCUUCAUCAAUAUGUAGCCAAACUCCUUAUCCAGAAUUGUGUCAUUCCCUCACAAUCACCCCAAAAUCAACCCUAACCACACUUGAUGGUGAAACCUCUUCAUCAUUCAACGUUCGAGAUGCUAGCCUUAAAUUUUCUUUGGCUCAAGCUCAAUAUGUCCAUAACCUCAUUUCCACCAUGGACACAACUUCAUUUGAUAAGCUAACCAAAGCUGCUUGGGUUGAUUGUUUCGAACUUUACGAAGAUACCAUUGACAACCUUGCCCGUUGUUCAAGUUCAAUUGGAAAAUUAAGUGAUGCUCAGACAUGGUUGAGUGCUGCCUACGCAAACCAUGAAACCUGCAAGAAUGGUUUCCUUGAUUUUCAGUUGAAUUCUAAACUGCAAGCCUUCCCAUUCUUCAACACCAACUUCUCGAAACACCUCAGCAACUCUCUUGCCAUAAACAAGGUCUCUCUAGCUUCAUCAUUAUCAACAGCCCCAGUCUCUACCAAUGAUCAAAUCAAAAACAGGAAGUUACUAUCCCUUGACUCUGAUGGCUUCCCUGCAUGGGUUUCCACCGGUGAUCGUAAACUUCUCCAAGCAACCGGUGCACCAAAAGCUAAUAUCGUUGUAGCACAAGAUGGUUCAGGGAAUUACAAAACCAUUUCCGAAGCAUUGGCAGCAUCAUCUAAGCUGAGAAGCGGCUCAAGCAGAUUUGUGAUUCACGUGAAGCGUGGUGUUUACAAAGAAAACGUUGUCGUUACAAAGUCAAUGACCAAUAUAAUGAUGGUUGGAGAUGGAAUUGAUGUCACGGUCGUUACCGGCAAUAAGAAUGUUGUAGAUGGCUCAACAACUUUUAAUUCCGCAACUUUCGGUGAGUUCAUCAUGAAAAUCUUUUUUGCAUUUGUUUAUACUCUCUCUUUGUCCUAA
This is a messenger RNA of Oldenlandia corymbosa var. corymbosa, 993 nucleotides long. The record is from the annotation of a GenBank genome assembly. NCBI's taxonomy places the organism in Eukaryota, Viridiplantae, Streptophyta, Magnoliopsida, Gentianales, Rubiaceae.